AUGUCAAACGCCGAUCCACAUGUAGAAGAUGAAGAGGAUGAAUACCUAUACGGUGAAACUAUCGCGGAACGAAAAGAACAAGACACGCAGGACGCGCAAGCAGAGUCCUCUGCUGAGCCCAUGAGCGAAGAAAGCGAUGAUUCUGACAUCGAGUUCAUUAUUGAAACGAAACCAGGAGAACGAGCUGAACCUCCAGGUGGCACCUCUAGCAUUUAUGGAGUGGGUAAGCCUGGCCUGCGAAAGCCAGCGGAACGACCAACAGUCGAAGUCAAAUCAAUGGAGCCUCAAGAAACCUCUGCUGCAGCAGAGACUGCACAGCAAAUAGACAUUAAUCCUACAGCAAAAAUAGACGGAAAACCCAUUUUUGAAGUAGACCUGGAGUCCUUUGAAGAUAAGCCCUGGCGGAAACCUGGUGCUGACAUCUCUGACUACUUCAAUUAUGGGUUUGACGAAUUCACGUGGGCAGCAUACUGUGCCAAACAAACAACUUUGCGUGAUGAUUUUAGCCCUCAAAAGUUUAUGGCUAGUCUCAUGGGAGGCCCUAUGCCAUCCGGUGAUAUGAAUAAUGCCCCAGACUUCCAAGCUAUGAUGUCUGGCUUCCCCCCCUUCAUGCCAAUGCCACCUCCUCCUAUCGCUGCAGCUUCCCAAGACGAACUCAACUACUCACGUCCCCCUUUCCCCGUUCCCACUCCUACACCUCCUCUUGCCGGUAGUGUGGAUUCUGCAUCGCAAAUGAAUAGUGGUGCAAACACUCCUUCACAUGGAUACCAUAGUUCCAAUGGUAUGCAUCCUUCCAACUUACGAGAAAAUGAAAGUCCUGCUCGUUCACCGAACCAUUAUGGCAGGCCUGAAAGUGGCCACGGUCCAUAUCAGCAAAGCUCUGCUAGCUAUGGUGGCAAUACCCCAAAUACUAUGCAACCGUCGUCUGGAGGUAAUUAUAACCCGACUAGAGGCUCUUAUGGCGAUCGCUCUCACAAUAACAAUUACUCCGGACCACCUAGACGGCGACAAAUGUCUCCAGACAGAUACGGUGGUUAUUCUAGUUCUAGAGGAAAUGGCGGCCGGUAUCGUCGAAAUCGCUACAACUGA
Molecule: messenger RNA, 1089 nt
Organism: Schizosaccharomyces osmophilus
Lineage: Eukaryota; Fungi; Ascomycota; Schizosaccharomycetes; Schizosaccharomycetales; Schizosaccharomycetaceae
Gene: iss1
Product: mRNA cleavage and polyadenylation specificity factor complex subunit Iss1
Exons: 3
Coding region: 1-1089 (362 amino acids)
Cellular component (GO): mRNA cleavage and polyadenylation specificity factor complex
Molecular function (GO): RNA binding
Source: RefSeq, a predicted model, not a curated record